AGAGGAUUUGAAUAUUUUUACUACAUGUUAAAUGUAUAAAGAUUUUUUUUCCGUCAUGUGAUGAUGCUUGUUAAUAUCAGUAUGGAAAUAUAUGAAACAUUUAGGGAGCGAGUUUUUACCUGAGGUGAAUGUGGCAGGUGAGUUAGGUCAAGACGAACGCUGCUUCACCUCCCAUUCGUGAAAACGUAACAGCAGAGGGAGCAGAGAGUCUGCUUUAUUUCUCCAUCUUGUCAUAGAAAUUACCGUCAAGUCUGGUCACGUGACCGCCGGACUCCUCUGGCGAGUUGCUUCAUCUCCCACAGUCAUGGCGGUGUCGGGGAGUCGCGGAGAUGGAGUAAAGAGCACUUCUACAUCUUGAUUUUUCUUGGUUGUAGCUCCAUGCUGGACUGUAGGUGCUGUCACUUGAGAUAUCGCUAACAUUCUGCUGCUGCGCUUCCAACGAUGACGGACCGCGGCGUUGAUCUAUCGGCUCUUCCUAAAGAGGUCAGGGACCAGCUGGCGGAGUUGGAUCUAGAGCUAUCCGAAGGUGACAUCACACAGAAGGGCUAUGAGAAGAAAAGGACUAAACUCCUGGCUCCUUACAUAAUUCAUACUCCAGUUUUGCCCCCUCAGAAUGAUGUACAGCCUCCUGCUCCAAGUUCCUCCAGCCAUGCCCCUCCCCCUGCCAGCUCAUCCCGGUAUCGUGAACGUCGGACUCGCAGAACACAUCGCAGUGGGGGAACUAGAGAUGACCGCUACAGAUCAGAUAUCCAUACUGAAGCAGUACAAGCUGCCCUGGCUAAGCAUAAAGAAGAGAAGAUGGCUCUUCCUAUGCCUACCAAAAGGCGUUCCACUUACGUACAGUCUCCCAUCGAAACUCGUACACCACCAGACUCCUCGUCAGGCUCUGAAGAUGAGACAUCGGCGCGCAGACAGUCUUCAAUGGCCGCUCCGCCACCUCUGGUCAAUCCCAACUUGCAGAGCCCAGACUGGAUGAACCGUUCUGCCCAAGGCUCUUCCACCUCCUCCUCAGCCUCCUCCACCAUGUCACACGGUGAGGCCAAGCCACAGCCUCAGAGCAAACCUCAGGCUCAGCCGCAGCCUCAGUACAAGCCCCAGUACCAGCCUCUGUAUCAACCCCACCACCAGCUGCAUGAGCAGAGCCGCACUGCAGCAGUGACAGACAUGCUGGCCCAGAGUCGCAUUGCCCACACUGAGAACAGCGUCCCUCCUCCAGAUGUGACGGCCGUGGCCCCUCCAGCCAGAGGCCCGCGAGUGGACCUGCCCUCCAAAGCUGUUGUCAGAGGGAUGAGCCGCGGGCAGAGCCGCUCGAGCAUGAUGGAGACGGCAGAUGGAAGAGGUAAUUUGCAGAGAGUUCCUGUAAACAGCAGAGUGUCCACUAAGAUCCAACAGCUACUCAACACUCUGAAGAGACCUAAGAGGCCCCCGCUCAGCGAGUUCUUCACAGACGACUCGGAGGAGAUCGUCCAAGUACCCCAGCCGGACCCUAACACACCCAGGCCAGAGGGCCGUCAGAUCAUCCCAGUGAAAGGGGAGCCUCUGGGAGUAGUCAGUAACUGGCCCCCAGCGCUGCAGGCAGCAUUGGCUCGCUGGGGGGCCACUCAGGGGAAGAGCCCUGCUCUCACUGCUCUGGACAUCACUGGCAAGCCACUCUAUACACUGACUUAUGGGAAGCUGUGGAGUCGCAGUGUGAAGCUGGCGUACACUCUCCUGAACAAGCUGGGCACCAAGAACGAGCAAAUUCUCAAACCUGGAGACAGGGUGGCGCUUGUCUAUCCAAACAGUGACCCUGGGAUGUUCUGGGUGGCUUUCUAUGGCUGCCUCCUGGCUGAGGUUAUACCUGUACCUAUCGAGGUACCGCUGUCUCGCAAGGAUGCAGGUAUCAGCCAGGUGGGCUUCCUGCUUGGUAGCUGUGGUGUUGGUCUGGCUUUGACCAGUGAAAUCUGCUUGAAAGGUUUACCCAAGACUCCCACUGGUGAAAUACUACAGUUCAAAGGAUGGCCUCGACUAAAGUGGGUAAUAACAGAUUCAAAAUAUCUGACCAAACCGUCAAAAGACUGGCAGCCGCACAUACCCACUGCUAAUACUGACCCUGCGUAUAUAGAGUACAAGGCGAGUAAAGAAGGCACAGUGGUGGGUGUGGCUGUAUCUAAAGUGGCCAUGUUGACCCACUGCCAAGCACUGACCCAGGCCUGCAACUAUUGUGAGGGGGAAACUUUAGUGAACGUCCUGGACUUUAAAAAGGAUAUGGGCUUAUGGCAUGGAGUACUUACGGCUGUAAUGAACAGGAUACACACGAUCAGUGUUCCCUAUGCAGUAAUGAAAGCUUGUCCUCUUUCCUGGGUACAGAGGGUCCAUGUCCAGAAAGCUCGUGUAGCUUUGGUGAAGUGCCGUGACCUGCACUGGGCCAUGAUGGCUCAUCGGGACCAGAGAGAAAUCAGCCUGGCUUCAUUACGGAUGCUCAUUGUGGCUGAUGGUGCUAACCCCUGGUCGGUCUCUUCCUGUGAUGCCUUCCUGAAUGUGUUUCAGUCACAUGGGCUGAAGCCUGAGGUUAUCUGUCCUUGUGCUACCUCUCCUGAGGCCAUGACCGUAGCUAUACGCAGACCAGGAGUCCCAGGAGCACCCCUCCCAGCUCGCGCUAUCCUUUCCAUGGGUGGCCUGAGUCACAGUGUCAUCCGGGUGAAUACAGAGGAUAAGAACUCAGCUCUGACUGUACAAGAUGUAGGACAUGUGAUGCCUGGAGCUCUGAUGUGUAUAGUUAAGCCAGAUGGACCUCCUCAGUUGUGUAAAACCGAUGAAAUAGGAGAAAUAAUAAUCAACUCCCGUGCUGGAGGCACCAUGUACUAUGGCUUGCCUGGACUCACCAAAAACACAUUUGAGGUGAUACCGGUUAAUGCGAAUGGAGUACCCAUUGGAGAGAUUCCAUUUGUGCGAUCAGGACUUCUGGGAUUUGUUGGUCCAGGGAGUCUGAUCUUUGUGGUGGGGAAGAUUGAGGGUCUGCUGAUGGUGAGUGGACGGAGACACAACGCUGAUGACCUGGUGGCCACUGCUCUCGCCGUGGAGCCAGUUAAGACAGUUUACCGUGGAAGGAUCGCUGUGUUUUCAGUCACAGUGUUCUAUGAUGAGAGGGUUGUAAUUGUGGCAGAGCAGAGACCCGAUGCCAGCGAGGAGGACAGUUUCCAGUGGAUGAGCCGAGUUCUUCAGGCUAUAGACAGCAUCCAUCAGGUGGGCCUCUACUGUCUGGCUCUGGUCCCAGCCAACACUUUACCCAAAACACCCCUGGGUGGCAUCCACAUCUCUGACACUAAACAGUUCUACUUAGAGGGCAACCUGCACCCCUGCAACAUCCUGAUGUGUCCCCAUACUUGUGUCACCAACCUGCCCAAGCCCCGCCAGAAGCAACCAGUGGGUGUAGGUCCUGCAUCUGUUAUGGUGGGUAACCUUGUGGCUGGGAAGCGGAUUGCCCAGGCUGCAGGGAGGGACCUUGGCUUGAUCGAAGACCAGGAUCUUGUCCGAAAGCUCUGUAUGUGGCCCACAGUGAUGCAUCAGUACUUGACAGAGGCUCUGCAGUGGAGAGCCCAGACAGACCCAGACCAUGUCCUCUAUGUUCUUCUUAAUGCCAAGGGGGUAACAGUAGGAACGGCGACCUGCGUCCAGCUUCACAAGCGAGCAGAGAAAAUCGCUGCAGCACUCACUGAGAAAGGCAGCAUCAACACCGGGGAGAACGUAGUGCUGCUCUAUCCUCCUGGUAUUGAUUUGAUUGCGGCUUUUUACGGCUGCCUCUAUGCUGGAUGUGUUCCAGUAAACGUCAGGCCUCCACACUCUCAGAACCUGGCAGCCACGCUGCCUACUGUCCGGAUGAUUAUAGAUGUCAGUAAAGCUGCGUGUAUUCUUACAACACAAAACCUCAUGAGGAUUCUGCGCUCCAAAGAGGCUGCAGCUUCUGUCAACAUUAAAACUUGGCCAAUAAUCAUUGAUACAGAUGACCUUCCUCGGCGCCGGCCUCCACAUAUUUAUAAGCCACCCACAGCAGAGAUGAUAGCUUAUCUGGACUUCAGUGUGUCUACAACAGGCAUGCUCACUGGGGUCAAGAUCUCUCAUGCAGCAAUCAGUGCACUUUGUCGUUCCAUAAAGCUUCAGUGUGAACUGUACUCCUCUCGCCAAAUAGCCAUCUGUCUGGAUCCUUACUGUGGUCUGGGCUUUGUCUUGUGGUGCCUCGCAAGUGUUUACUCAGGUCAUCAAUCCAUCCUGAUUCCCCCCUUUGAGCUAGAGAGCUGUUUGUCUCUGUGGCUGAGCACGCUCAGUCAGUACCGUAUCAGGGACACCUUCUGCUCCUACUCUGUCAUGGAGCUCUGCACUAAAGGACUCGGUACACAGACAGAGUUGCUCAAGGGACGUGGUGUGAACCUGUCAUGUGUGCGGAGCUGCGUGGUGAUUGCAGAGGAACGUCCUCGCCUCGCCCUUACGCAGUCCUUCUCCAAGUUGUUUAAAGAUUUGGGGCUGUCGUCCAGAGCUGUGAGCACUGCUUUUGGCUCCCGGGUCAACCUGGCUGUCUGCUUGCAGGGCACCACUGGUCCUGAUCCCUGUACGGUGUAUGUGGACAUGAAGUCUCUACGCCAUGACAGGGUGAGGCUGGUGGAGAGAGGAGCACCUCAAAGUCUUCCCUUAAUGGAAUCUGGCAAGAUACUGCCAGGUGUUCGGGUGAUAAUCGUAAAUCCUGAGACCAGAGGCCCACUUGGUGAUUCUCAUCUGGGAGAGAUCUGGGUGAACAGCCCUCACAAUGCAAGUGGUUACUACACCAUCUAUGGAGAGGAGAGUCUUCAGGCUGACCACUUCAACACCAAACUCAGCUUUGGAGAUCCACACACAUUAUGGGCCAGAACUGGAUACUUAGGUUUUGUGAAGAGAACAGAGUUGCUGGAUGCCAGUGGAGAUCGACAUGAUGCCCUGUUUGUGGUGGGCUCACUGGAUGAGACAUUGGAGCUUCGAGGAUUGCGCUAUCACCCUACUGACAUUGAAACAUCAGUGUCACGGGCUCACAGAAGUAUUGCUGAGAGUGCUGUGUUUACAUGGACCAACCUGCUGGUGGUGGUGUCAGAGCUAUGUGGUUCAGAGCAGGAUGCAUUGGAUCUGGUGCCUCUGAUCACCAACGUGGUCCUGGAGGAGCACCACUUAAUCGUCGGUGUGGUGGUCAUUGUGGACCCAGGGGUUAUACCCAUUAACUCAAGAGGAGAAAAGCAACGCAUGCACCUUCGGGACUCGUUCCUCGCUGAUCAGCUGGAUCCUAUCUAUGUUGCUUACAACAUGUGAGCGCUUAUGGUGGUCUGUGUUUGUUUGGCCAUCAUCCACCGUCUUCUGUACCAUCAGCUCGGUCACUGGCUUGGCAGGGGGUGUAAAGCAAAAGCAUGACACCCAGCCCCAAAUGACACCAGCAUACCGUGGCCACUGCAUGUCUGUGAUUAGGUCUGCCACGUUUGGAGUUGUUCACUGUGGUUUUAUACAAACAUAACAUUUUGCAAAAUGGAACAGGUGAUAUGUACUGUGAAAUGCAAAGAAAAGCAAAAUCCCACAUGUACUUUUUUUUUUGAAGAAAGGUUAAAAUGACACAGCAGGUCCACUUAAUAAUGAAUAACUUAGGACUGUCUUAGUGGAAAUCUGUCCUCUUAUUCUCUAUUUACCACAAACAUGUUCCCUUUUUUGUCUCUUAAACAACUUAAAAUAUUUUUUCAUGCGGCUUUCAAACAAAUUCACACAAAUGCAUGUGCUGAGCCCUUAUUUCUCAGUAAAGUGGAUGAAUAAGAGGGCAAAACAGCAGCUUGUCUCACUCAGUGUGCAUAUUUAAAGAGUUUAUUUUUCCCCUAAUAAUGAAGCCAAAUAGAUGUUUCUGCUCUAAUAUCUUUCCUGCCUUAUUAAACUUCAGCCAUACAUUCCUUACUUCAUUUUUAUUGAAUUUACUAUUAAUGGCUGUGUACUCUUCUUUGACUAGUAGAGGAAAUCCUUACAGAUCAAAAGAGAUCAAAAUAAUAGAGGAAAGAGGCCAUAUUCUGUACUGUAACUACAAGGGUCUCUUUGUAUUUUAGAUACUGUACAUGCAUUUUUGUACAAAUGUAUAAAUCUUUGACUCACCUUUCUCAGUUGAUGGUUUCUGGAUUAAUAACCCAGCUGGGAGACUGUAGUAGUAGCAGAAAAAAGAUUGUAAAUAAGAUUUAACAGUUACAAAUACUUUUGUUGUGGGUACACUAGAUAUACAAGGGAAGAUAAAGAUAAAUAACUUUAAAGCAUUAUUAAUCAGUACAGAUAUAAUGUUGCACUUUCUCUAAAAUGAUCUAUUUUAUUAUAAAAAUGAGGCAUUAAAAUUAAUGUUUCAGGAGCAUAUAGGAUAUUUGAAUUUUACUGGUUGAGGAGCUUUGAGAGUUUACUGGGAGAGCUAUCACUGUUACCCUUCCAUGUCAGCCACUGGGGAUGAAAAAAAGUGUCUGUUGAGAAGGUUAAAAACCAAUAUUAUGACUGUUUUCAGGCUACCAGGUUAUUUUGUAAAAAGAAGGCCCGUAACUGUUCAUCUAUUAUCCAUUGCCAUUGUGUUUGUAAGCAGGCAUGAUCUCCUCAGUUUUGUACUGGUAAUGGAGGAAGCAUAAAUGAGUUUGGCCCAUUUUCCUCUCAGAACUCAAAAAAGUCAUCAGGACUGUGUUUUGUGUUUGUGCAACUUUGUAAAUAAUGAUUUUGAAUUCCAAAACCAUUGUUGUUGGUACUGUAGUCAAUAGAAUCAAGUAAACAAGUGUCAUGGUUAUUUUCUGUAUUCAGUCACUGGAUUUAUAAGCACUUGUGAAUGCAGCUGCAAAGCUGAGCCACAUUCGAAACAUUGAUUGGCAAAUAAAGAUAACUGAAAGAAAAGGGAUUUAAAAACAACAUAUGUGCAUCAAGAUGUACUUGAUUUCCUGCAAAUUUAUGCUUUCCUUGUGCUCCUUGCCAUAAUUUCAAAGUUGUUUGUUUUGGGUUAUAAUGUUUUAGUGAUGCACCCUUAAUGUCAGCCUGUAAAUAGUUUUGUUUUCUUCUCAUUCUUAUUGACUUUGCUGUCAUUCCAUAACAACAUUCAGCCAGACCAAACACACAUUUAGAGAAGUCUUUAAUGUUUAAUGCUAAACAGGGAUGAUUAGUUUGUUAACCCAUUAUGAGUGACACACUCAUCAAAUCAACAUUUUUAAGAUAAAAUAAUGAAUUGAUUUUUAAAAGAUGAUAAAAAUGAGGGCAAGAGUCAACAGUUUACAAGAAAAGUUAAAGAUUUAACCUCUCACAUGUUUUAUUAUUAUAUUUAUUUUAUUUCAAGUUUCGAGUUUCUUCAGAGGCUGCAAAAUAAAAUGCUUUAGUGGACUGUUCAAGUUUUCCAGAAAACCUUCUGGUUUAAGAAAGUUGUUUGAAACAAAGCAUUAGGUCUAAAUGGGCUAAUGCACUUUGCACUGGUGGUACAUACAGUAGCUUUUACUGUGUGGACUAAUUAUAUUAAUUUCAUAUUACAUUAAGUGGGUUGAAUAAUUUUAAACAUAUACAGUCUGAUAUUGAUAUUUGUUUUUUUCCCCUAUUUUAGUCAACCCAGAAAAAAAUCAAAGGAAAACAAAAAGAAUCUAAUAACACCUCAUUUUAGCUUUAUUGUUGUGUCCUACAGUUGCAGCAGAAUGUUUGCAUGACUCAGCCAAGCACAAAAAGAUAUUGGUUUGAGAUACUUUUCAAUUGGGGGCACAGAUUGGGGGGGGGUAAAUAUGUAUAAAACCAUUUAUUCAGGGAGCAAAACUAAUAAUACAGGGAUGGACCAGUGGUCCCAUGGUGCAAUCUGUGAAUAGUACCCAUAAAAUGUAGACACUUGUCUGAAGGAAUCUUUUUGUCAUCACAGAUCUUGCAAACCUAAAGAGGAAAAAGAGGAGUUACUGUCAACCAGUCCUGUUUUGCUAGGAAGUCUACAAGGGCUUCUCCUGGUUCCCACUUUUUAGCAUCAAAGUUCUUACACACUAUGCAAUCCUUAUGAAGGUGCAAAUUCAUUUCAAAGCUUGCACAGUAGAUGUGAUGCUCAUGAUUUUUUUUAGUAACUAACAAGGACUAAUGAAAUUUAACCAGUAGUGUACUUAAGACUGUAUUCAUCUCUCUUGAGUUGUUCUGUCAAUAUUUUGUGUAUGCACUCUUAAUGUGUUGUAUUGUAAUUACUUGGUAAAAUCUACACUUGCUCCGAGAGGGUGUGAUCCACUGAUUAAUCUUAGAUGAUAGAGGGUGUUUUAACUAUUACACCGUCAUUCCAGGUGGUUCACUUCUUCCCAUUUUUCUCACUUAUUUUUUUUUUUUUGGUUUGUUGUAUUUUGUUUUAUACUUUAUGUAUAUGUAAUGCAGAAUAAACAAGCAUUUAAUCAGUG
Melanotaenia boesemani (Boeseman's rainbowfish) is the source of this 8396-nucleotide messenger RNA. RefSeq names its product disco-interacting protein 2 homolog Bb (gene dip2bb). The record is from RefSeq and is a predicted model, not a curated record. The coding region runs from base 442 to 5310 and encodes 1622 amino acids. The transcript is spliced from 40 exons. Lineage: Eukaryota; Metazoa; Chordata; Actinopteri; Atheriniformes; Melanotaeniidae.